Molecule: messenger RNA, 2948 nt
Organism: Acanthopagrus latus (yellowfin seabream)
Lineage: Eukaryota; Metazoa; Chordata; Actinopteri; Spariformes; Sparidae
Gene: tmco4
Product: transmembrane and coiled-coil domains 4
Exons: 15
Coding region: 210-2240 (676 amino acids)
Source: RefSeq, a predicted model, not a curated record
AUUAUCGUUAAAUGCUUAGUCACCACGUUACUACAUUACUCCAAGGUGAUAUUUUAUACCGUUACAUAGGAACCGUUUAAGAAGCUACUGCUACUACUACUACUCUUUCUACUGCUACCUCUACUAUUUGGUUGCAACGAUGUCAGAGCUAAGGAGGGACACCUGAACGCAACAAAAGUUCAGUCUGCAGAGUUGUGACAUCUGUGGCCAUGGAGGAAAAACAGAGCAUUACGGACACACAGUUUUCUCCAGACCCAGGGGGAGCAGGAACAACACAACAAGAUGCCCCACGUGACCAAAACCCAGAGGAAAUUAUCAGCAGGCAGUUGGCAGAGCAGAGCCGCUUUGCUUAUGCUGCCCUGUGCAGCGUCUCACUGGGCCAGUUGUUUACUGGACCUGAAAACAGUGUGUUCAGGGAGCAGUAUCUGCAGGGCCUGGUCCGCUGGCUGGACCUGGAUGAGUCGGUGAUGCCGGUCAUGGGGGCUUUCCUGUCAGGCCUGGGCUUCGAGGGCUGCGACACCUUCCUGUCCAUUCUACAAGCCGACCCGCUGCUGGCUGCGGGGGCUACGCCAAUCAUACAGAGUCUGGUGUCUUUUUCUGUCAAAGAUGGCCAGUACGACGCCAGAGCGAGGGUCCUCAUCCGUCAUGUCAGCUGUCUGCUGCGAGUCUGUCCACAGCAGCUGGAGGAGUUUGAGGGAACACUGGUGGAGAAGCUGGGUAAAGGAGGAGAGGAGAGCGAAGAGGAGUCCUCUCGGCGACAAAGGAGAGAAAGAGGGCGAAAGUUACAACGCUACCUCCUCAUAGGACUCGCCACCGUGGGUGGAGGAACUGUGAUUGGUGUGACAGGUGGGCUGGCUGCCCCUUUGGUGGCAGCAGGGGCCAGUGCUGUGCUGGGGGCUGGAGGGGCCGCUGCUCUGGGCUCAGCCACUGGCAUUGCAAUCAUGGCCUCCCUAUUUGGAGCAGCAGGAGCUGGACUGACUGGCUACAAGAUGAAUAAAUGUGUUGGGGCGAUAGAGGAAUUUGAAUUCUUGCCUCUGCGCUCCGGUAAGCAUCUUCACCUGACCAUCGCGGUGACUGGUUGGCUCUGCAGUGGUAAAUACAGUUCGUUCCAAGCGCCAUGGUGCAGCCUAGGCGAGUGCGGGGAGCAGUACUGCCUGGUGUGGGAGUCACGUUUUCUCAGGGAUCUGGGCUCAGCCAUGGCCUCUCUGUUGGAUGGGCUGGUCAGCAUUGUGGCUCAAGAAGCACUCAAGUACACAGUACUCUCAGGUAUUGUGGCGGCUCUGACUUGGCCUGCGUCUCUGCUGGCAGCAGCCAGCGUCAUUGACAACCCCUGGUGUGUUUGUCUGAACCGUUCAGCUGAGGUGGGGAAACACCUAGCACAGGUGUUGAGAAGCAGACAGCAGGGGAAGCGGCCCGUCAGUCUCAUCGGGUUCAGUCUUGGAGCCAGAGUUAUCUACUACUGUCUACAGGAGCUUGCCAAUGACAAAGGUAGUGAAGGAGUAGUGGAGGAUGUAGUCCUCCUGGGGGCCCCUGUGGAAGGCUCUGAGAAGGCCUGGGAGAGAAUGACCCGGGUGGUGGCUGGGAAAAUAGUGAACGGCUACUGCAGAGGGGACUGGCUCCUGGGGUUCUUGUACAGAAGUUCAUCUGCACAAUUGUCUGUUGCUGGGCUACAGCCAAUCAACAUCCAGGAUCGGCGUAUAAUCAAUGUGGAUCUUUCCUCCGUGGUGAACGGUCACUUGGACUACAUGCGUCAGAUGGACACCAUCUUGGUGGCAGUAGGAGUCCCCACCAAAGAAGUCCCAGGAGCCUCCUUUGUGAUUCCUCAGCCUGUAACAAUAACAAAGGGGGCAGUGGACAUCCCUGACCAAACCCCUGAUGUGCAACGAGUGACUGAGACACAAAACCAAGCUGAGGAGGCUGAGACUUGUACCGAAGAAGGCGGAGACGUGAAGAACGUGGAAGAGACAGAAGAGAUGGGUGACGGCUGGGAUAUCCCUGAUAUUUCGGACUUGCUUGACUCAUUAAAUGACCCAGAAUCGGAAAGUCAAACUGGAGUCAAAGACAAUUUAACACUAACUUCUGAGGAGAACGCCACUUGCGACGACACAGCCUCCGCUUUUAAUGCCCCGUGUGACGGUGUGGAGGAGGCUGACCCUGAUAAUGAACACAUAUCGUGGAGCUGGGACGAUACACACUGGACCAUGGAGCACACACACAAACAAAGGCAGCCAAACUUGUAAAGAGCAUCUUACAGGACAAGCUGCUUCCCUGUAAGAUCUCCUCUUCUCAAUUUUUUUUUUUUUUUUUCCCCAGCAUCAGAGCUUUGUUGGAGAAAAUAUUCAUUCCACUCUCAACACACUGACAUGCCAGAGACAGCAGUCUCCAGUGAAGAGCCCCAAAUUGUUUUACUGCUUUGUUUUACCAUGAUAUUGUAUUAAUUUAUUAACAACUCAGAAUUUUUUAAUGGAAGGUUUUUUUUUUAUUUUAUUUUAUUUUUACAAACUGUAAAUAUUGUUAUAAUUUAUUGACAGCUGUGAAAUCAGAUACCUGUAAAUACUGUGUAUUGUAGGCUGUAGAGGAUGCUGCUGGCUCGGUUGCCGUGGAUUUUAACACAGUAGUUUGAUUUCCACACGGCCAAUUCAGUGAAUGCAUCUUCCUCAAGGCCUUGCUUUUCUGAAGGGCUGCCUUCUGUGGAGUUUACAAAAAGUUAAGUUACAGUGUUUACUGGCACCCCUAACUGCAAGUCUCGACCCUGAACAUUUUGUUUUGGUUAUGCCCCACAUGGGGUUCUUCAACCAAGUUUCUUAAAUGGAAAGAAACGCGUAAUUCAAGCUAGAACAAGGGUGGAGCUUACUGAAUGUGUCCAUAGACAUUUUUUUUUAACCAUAAGGAAAUCUCUUGAGCCCGCAUCUCUUACCUCAUUGUGAGUAAAUCGUGAAUUAUGAUGA